Molecule: messenger RNA, 5808 nt
Organism: Sitophilus oryzae (rice weevil)
Lineage: Eukaryota; Metazoa; Arthropoda; Insecta; Coleoptera; Curculionidae
Gene: ssp3
Product: S phase cyclin A-associated protein in the endoplasmic reticulum
Exons: 29
Coding region: 131-5425 (1764 amino acids)
Source: RefSeq, a predicted model, not a curated record
UCUGUUUGGAACCGUAACUUCAAAAAUACCUGUCAAAUUUAACCAGUUUGAAAUAAUUUCGUAGAUUUCAUUAAGAUUUUUGAUGAAAAUUGCAAAAACUAUCGCGGUUUUACCGUGAUUUUCCCAAAAAAUGGAACAGGUACGUCUUUUGGUGCAAGAACAAGGCAGAGAAGCCCGGAAUUUGCUCACGUUUAGCAUCGCAGCCGACGAUAUUCGCAGUAAAAUAUCAAAGAAGCCUCCAUGUUCGCCUAGAGCAUCCGAUUUAUCACCUAGCAAGAGUGGUAACAUGAGAGUUCGUACAGGAGCUAGAGUUAGGUCAGCUUCGACAGGAAGGGACAAAAAAUCUGAACUAAGAGCUAGAUAUUGGGCCCUGUUGUUUGGAAAUUUACAGAGAUCAAUUGCUGAGAUAUACAAUACAGUAGAGACUCAUGAGAGCCUCACUGAAUGUCAAGAGGUUUCUUUGGUUUUAGAAAACUAUUUAAGAGAUUUUUCGGCUUUGGCUGACUGGUUUAGACUUAAAUGGGAAUACGAGAAUACCCCAGUGCCUCAGAGACCAACAUCUCUAGCUUGGGAUGUGUCUAAAACUAACCUAGUUAAACCAAAUAAGUCGGGAAAAUCAAGCCCUAACUUGGGUAGUGGCAGAAACAGUCCUAAUCCUGGCAAAAUUAGUCCUAGACUACAUGCAAACAAAUGCAAGAGUUGUACAUGUAAUUCAUGUCCUUCGAGUCCUUUACCACCAAUUGACCAGACUAUACCUGAAGGUAAGCUUUUUGAGCCCUCUGAGCUUGAUGAUGGUGUAAAAAAUCAAAAUAAAACAGCUUCAAAGGCAGCUAGCAGUCCAGUCAAGCCAAAUGAUAACAAAAACAUAGAGGUAAAUAAACUCGAACAAACUGUUAAGAAGAAGUCUGAAGGGAAACCUAAGGCUAGUGCUGCUUCUAAGGUAGUUCCAAAGGUUAAUUCUGUUGGAAAAAAAGAAAAAAUAGUUUCUGCAAAAGAUAAAAAUGUUGAUUCAAAGAAUAACACAAAGAAAAGCAAUGAGGAUCUUAAAAAUGCUGGGAAACCUAAAAAUAAUGGUAGUCCUGAAGAAAAAUCUACUCCUAUGGUUGUAAAAGAGAAUAUUACAGUUCCUGUAAGUACUGAUGACGGAGAUAAAACAGUUAUUGAGAGAGAAAAAAAUGAUGAUUCGUCUGAAAACAAGAAUUUGUCAGAGUUUGGGUUGAAUUUGACUGAAAAUGUGGCAAAUUUCUUCUCAAGCUGUGCCACAGUGAAAAACAUUGAUUCUCCCAGUGAAGAUCAGAGGACUUAUGAUAUUUUAAGGAAAGUUGAUGUGGAAAGUGCCGAAAAAAGUACCAGUACAGAUGAUUUUCCCAGAUUAGCCCUAAAGCGUCCUCAAGUUGUCAAAGUCAACCAGGAAUGUCAAACCGACCAAGAACAACAACAGGACAAAAAACCUACCGCCCCAUUGCCUAGUAGUAGGUCAAAUAAACCCGAGCCGAGUAGUUUAAAAAGCUCAGUCAUCAGGCCUACCACAGCUUCGACUGUUAAAGCAGUGGUAAAUUCGACAAGACCGGCAUAUUCCACGGCUUUAACUAAGAGUGCUUCGGCAAAAAUCGUACCGCCUAGACCUAAAGUUGACGCGAGAAGUACCGGAAGUAGCGGUACUACUAGAAAUGGUUCGGGAACUUCUGCGGUUCAGAGAACGGUUCAGGGUUUGACAAGGAGUAGAACAGUUAUUCAAGUGACUCCUCCGAAUAUUUCUAAUCAAAAAUCAAGAUUUUCCUUGCCCAAUAAUCCUCAAAAAUCCUCCCCUGUUGCCAAAUCCACUCCGAGGCCUGAAAAACCGGUUAGUGAUAUGAAAUUUUCUAAUUCAAAUUUACGUCCAAAAAUACAUCCACCAUCGGCAAAUCAGAUUCAUCGAAAUAGUACAAACAGUGUUGUUCCUGCGCCUCAGAAAAUGCCCAACGCUCAGAAACAACCUCCCAGAAAACCGUUUUCUCUGAUGCAAAAAAGCAAAACCACUUUGACAAAGGAUAGCUUGACUAAAAGUCUUUCUUUGGACGAGUAUGCUAGUUCUGUAGAGACCUUAGUGCCUCAGGGUCAGUCCAGGGAAAACAUGCACAACAUUACCAAUUCCAGUAACAGUAUUGCCAGCUCCUCUGAAACGAUAAAUAACGACACCAACCAAUCGGAACAUGGGGAUGGUUGGUUUACUGUCAAAGGUAGAAGAUUUAAAAAUGGCAGUGGUAAACAACGAAGAUCUGACACUGCCCUUUCCUGGGCCACUAGAUUCCACCAAGUGAGCGCCACUGCGAGUUUGCCAGCUCUGGCGUUAUUACCGGAAUCUUCCGACACUUCAAAAUCGCCAAAAUCCAUCGAAAAAAGUGUUAAAGAGAACCUGAACAAUUUAAAGUCUCUUAAAAACAACGUGGAGAAAAGUGAGGUUAGGAAAAGCAAUUCGGAACGAGAAUCUUUAGAGAAAAAGGAUUUGAAACAUGGAAAUAUGAGAAGGUCUUACUCAAAUUUGACUAAGAGUAGUUUGAAUAGGAUGCAGGAGAAGAAUAAGGUGAAUUUAAACAUUAAAAAGAAUGCAGAAAGUCAGGAAUUGGAUAUUGAUAUUAGUAAGGAUAUAGACCCGGAUUCAGAAACUGAUGAUGAACAGUCCAAAUUGAAGGACAUGCAAGACGAAUUGGCCACUGAAGAAGAGCACAGGAAGAAAACCAAAGAACUCAAUGAAGAGGAAGACAGAUUACACAAAGAAAUCGAAAAACUUAAGUGCUUGGUUAUCGAAGUGGAUACUGAAACCGACGGUACCGAAACAGAUGGCGACGAAUUACAGGGUGAAAACGAUGAAGACUGUCCCAUUUCUCUUCUGGAUGGAGAUGUAUCUUUGGAAGCUCGAUACGAACCGAUGUUAGCAGGUAUGUCUUGGAGUGAAAGAGUUGACACUUUAGCAGCUUUAGAAGCGAUCAAUGCCAGACAUCCAGGUAGGGCAUUAGAACUACACCAAAAACUCUCCAAUCCUUUGAGAAAAAUGAGUUUGGCUGAAGCAGUAAGGAGGUAUCAAGCAAAACAGGCAAAGGCUCAGAAACGACGCGAAGACUUACAGUGUGAACGCGCUCAGAAAUUACAAGCUUUGUCUACCAGAGUUGAGGAUGUUAAGACUGCUAAGUUGCAGCUGAUUGAAGAGAAAAGACAGAGAAUGGAAUUGAGGUUGCAGAAAGCAGCACAGAACAGAAAAAGACACAUAAAAGGAAUCAUCAAAAAGGCACACGAUGAAGAAGAAAAACUCAAAGAAAUAGCUUUCAUUAAUGAACUAGAAGCCCAGAAUAAGAGACAUGAUUUUCUACAAUCCUGCCGCGAAAGAAGAGGCAGAAUCCAGGGUUUGCAAGAAGACAGAAGAAAGAGACAAGAAGAAAAAGCUGCUAAAGAAGCAGCGGUCGAAGAAAGAAGGAAAGCUUUAGAAAGAGAGCGUUUAGAGAGGCUGGACAGGCUGCAAGAUGAAAGGAGACAGCGAGACGAACGUAUAGGUCAACAGCAACAACAGAGGGAGAGGGAAAGACAGGAACUGGCCAGGGAGAAGGCUAGAGAUAGGGAGGAGAGAUUGUCGGCGUUGCACGAAAAACAACUGGCCUCGACGCAGGAGCUUCAAAAACGCAUCGAACAGAAACAAGAGGACUCGAAACGUCGCCACGAGGAGAACAUGGAACAGAUCAGGCAGAGGGCGUUGGAACUGUCGAUCCACCGGUGUCACAACGACGACAACCAGGCGCCGAACAUGGUACCGUAUCCGCAACAGAAGCUUUGCACCGUGUGCAAUGUGCUCAUUAAAUCUGAGGUGUAUCUGAUGAGCCAUCUGAGGGGACGUUUACAUCAAGAAGCUGUCAAACAGGCGAAUCCAAGUUUUUCGGCUAAUGAAAUAGAACAAUAUAAUUUGAAGCAAAUAGUUGACGCUCCUGACGGUAAAGAAGAUCCUAAAGACAUUGCCGCUAAAGAGAGAGGGAAAUCGUAUAGGAAACGAUGCAAAAAGAUCAGACAGAGGAUGGCAACUAAAGGAGCUGAAUAUGAGACGUCUUACAAGCCUGUGGUGUCUGAUGGAAAUAAUAAGAGGAGUUUGAACAGAAAUAUCAAUACAAUUGGUAGCAUUACGAAUCAAGCUAGCCAGGGUUUAUCUCCUGCUAGUCUUAGCCAGCUUGACAGAAUAUUAAACGAACUGUCAAGAUUAUUAUCCAAAGGAAACGGAAAUGAUAUGCUUAUGUUCCAAAGCGUUGGUGGUUUUAGUGUUUUAGUCAAAUUACUGGCGCUUGGUUUGGACGGGAACGCCUCUAUAACUAUAAAGACUCUAAUAAUUUGCUGCAAUCUUUGGCAAAUCGCUUGCAAAGGUACAGAGGGUGCUCAAAACGCGCAGUAUGUGAUCUUGUCGAAUAAAUUGACACCGGUUAUCGAUUUGUUAAAUCAACGUCUUCAGGAUCUGGAUUGUGAAGAUUCUUUACCUUCUGAUCCUCUGAGCACUGCCCUGAUGCAGCUUUUGGCGGUGGUUUUGAAUAACACUCCCGAAGAUACUCUUGCUUCCAGAGUCCACGAUGUCGUCAGCUUCUCCGUGUGCUCGGGCCUCGUCGACCACCUGGCUCGCUGCUGCCUUUCCAUCCGCCAGCCCGUCCACGACCAGCCGCCCGCCUGCGCCUUCCUCCUGGCCGCCCUCCGGUUCCCCGCCGCCCUUGCCGCCCGCUGUCCGGAGGAGGGCACCGCGGGAGGUGACCCCACGCACCUCGUGGCCACCCUCCACGGUACCGAGCUCCUGGGUUGCGUGUCGAUGCUGUACGGGUCGCUGUUGCCGCCCGAGGCCACGGCGGCGAGGGGGGAAGGACUGGCGCCGCCGCCCUUGCCGGGUGCGGGCGUCAGUUUGGCGUUGGAGACGUUCCGGUUGUUGAGGAGGGUGGCCGAGGUGGAUUUGGGCAAGUUCCAGGAAGUGUUGGGUGCUGAAGGUAUCUCACUACAGUUUCGUCACAUUAGCGGUCAUCUGAUAUGGUGCUGUGCUAGUCCAACCGUGCCUAAAAUCAACGGCAAAGAAGACACUGCCAUGUUAGCUGCCCUUCAGGAGCUUCUCCAUGAAGUUGUGUCCGUAACAGGGUUCUUUGCAGUGGGCAAUGUUGAAAAUCAGAUGCUGCUAGUUAGCGGCCAAUCUCCCUCCGUCCUCCAGCAGCUGUGUUCGCUGCCCUUCCCCUACUUCUCCGUAGACCAACUGUCCAGCGUGCUCUACCCCACCCUGCUGGCCUGCUGCGCCGACAACGAACACACCACCGCCAUCCUGAAGCAGGAACUGUCGUACGACCUUCUCGAAGAAUUUAGGAAAUCAGAAAACGGUAAGAAACUUCGAUUGAUCCAAUUGUUGGAGGUCCAAACAGCUAAGAAGUCCAAAACUACAUAGUGCAAUUCUGAUUUUGUGAGAUUUUGUAACAAUAAUACGGACACUUUGUUUAUAGUAGAAUGUUCACUAUUAUUAUAUUAUGAUAGAGAAAAACUACUAAUAUUGUAAUAAACCAAAAAAUUAAACCGACUAAUUGAGACACUUUGUUUUUGAAACUGGACGUAUGACAUAACCUGUACGACACGGUUGCCAGAUGUCGCUGUCGGUGAAUAAUGUGAUCGGACUCGAGAAAAUAUAAAUUAUUUUUUAUACACGAAACACGGAUAUAAUAUUAGCUGUAGUUAUAUAUCUAGUAUAUUUAUUAUAUUAUUAUAGGAUAGUUAGAUUUUUUGGCAUUUGUAAUUUAAGAAUUUACACGGAAUAAAGAAUACUGUUUUUUGAAA